CAUAUUUCGCUGUACAUUCACAUGAAGAAGAAGGGUUUGCAAAGAGCUCCACUUUAUUUUGAGCAAUUUCAGAUUUGUAGUCAGUGUUGCCGACCAUCAGCCACUUCUUUAAGUUCAGCAAAGGGGACUAACUGUAAGCCUAUACGAAGUUUAGCACAGUUAGUAUCUACAUUUUCAGGCUGGACAGCUCAAUAUUUGAAGAUGGCCGAAGCUGCACUUCCCACUAAAACCACUUGCAAGAUUAGUCAGGAACUCAUCGAAUGCCCAAUCUGCCUAAUACGGUUCAUCAAUCCGAAAAUCCUGAACUGUCACCACAGCUUUUGCCAAAAAUGUCUCCAGAAACUUGUAUUCAAUCAGAAUCCGAAGACGGGUUUUAUUAUUUGCCCAGAAUGUAGAGAGAAAACUAAAAUCCCAGUUAAGGGAGUGUCGGCUCUUCUCAACAGCUUUUUCUUGAGCUCGCUUAUUGAUGACGUCAUCAAUCUUGAAGAUCCAAAUCAGCGACCUAAAACUGAAUCGUCAAAGUGCCAGAAACACACUGACCCGGAACUGUGGUUUCAUUGCGACACGUGUGACUUACUUGUGUGUGUCAGAUGUGCGUUGCCCGAUCACCAAGCACAUACCCUAAUCGGGAUCACCGAUUGCGUUAAAAUAUUCCGUCAAGAGGUUGAAGCGGAAUUGAUGAAGUUCGAUGAGUGUCACAAGCAUUUCCAACGAGUGGAUAACUCUAUCAACGAAUCAGAGAAGAGAUUACAGCUCAUGGUCGACCGGACUCUUGCAGAUAUUUUGGCUAAGGAGGAAGAGAAAGUCGCUAAAUUGAGAAAUGAAUCUCGUCUCCUCCGAGAAAGAGUAACUGAAAUCGGUCAAGAAAGAAUUAAGGAAUUUAAGAGCAUACGGAGCAGCAAUCAAGAUAAAAAGAUGAGCGUCGGCAAGGAGAUCGUAGCUUCAGUCAACCACUUGAUGCUGCAUGCCAAUGACGUUGAGCUGCUGGACCUCAUGCUAAAAGUUAUGCACAACUUGACGUUCCAUAAGGAGCUCCAGUUUCAAACAGUGCAGCGGAGCAAGUCAUUCAUCGGGUUCAAAGGUCAUGAUGUCGUCACUGACGCGGAUAUCGGUGAAAUACUAGAGGAAGAGAAGUGGGAGGUGAAGAAAAAAAUUGGUAAAGAAGGGGAAGGUGAGGGGGAGUUCAAGAGGGCAGUAAACGUUGCUUGUUUUAGCGAUGGUGACAUUGUCGUUUGUGACUACGAAAGGCUGCUAUUAUCCACGUUUACAUCAAAGGGUAGUUACAAAUCGACGGGUGUUCAAAGCGGAACAGAGGACGGUAAACUAAAAUGUCCCUUUGAUGUUGCGGUGACCUCUAAUGACCUGCUUCUGGUUAUUGACGGACCGGAUGUAAAGGUUUAUGAUAGAGAACUGCGAUAUAUCCGUCAGUUCAGACCAUCACAGAAUCAAGUCAUGGGGCAGUCAGUGCUCGGUGGUAUCGCUGUGGACAAGAAAGAUCGGAUUGCAGUGUCUGACUGUACGAGAAAGGUUAUAUCUCUCCAUAAUAUGGAUGGAUCCAUUAUUUCUACAAUAAUACAUCAUGCCAACAUAGGCAAUCCAUGCAGGCUAUCUGUAAGCAGCAAUGAGCGACUGAUCUUCACAAACUAUAAAACGAUGAUACUAGUUUGUCUGGAUUUCAUGGGAAACGAGGUGUUCAAUUCCAGCCCCUCCAAACCUGUAACACUUGUUGGUGUGUGCUGCGACGAUGCUGGAGAUAUCUAUGUGUCUCUUCAUUUCGGUACAGUGGGAACCGGUGAGAUACAUCAUUGCGAUGCAUUAGGUAGGCACAUCGGCUAUGUAGCUCGUGGCUUAUACAGUCCGCAAGGCAUGACGUUUACUCCUACCGGUGACCUCAUCGUGGCUGAAAGGUACUCAGUCAAGAUCUUGCAUCGCGUGUGAGUGUCAAUGACGUCAUGGUCGAAAACAAAACAUUUUCAAAGCAGUUACAGCUCACAAAGUAGACAUUAGUAGACCGAUUGCGCUCCGUGCGUCACGUGACCUAUAGUGGGUAUUGGAUGUAAACAAACUCGGCGUACUGCAUAUAAACGUGCGUUAAAAAGACAUGAUUACUGUUGCAAUUUUUGGCUCAAAAAAGGACUAAAUUCUCGAAAUUACUGAAGAAGAUUCCAGGGUUUGUAACACGAGACCUUACCGAAGGCUGAGCAAUGUCAGUAAUGGGUAAACACAGUUCCACCAAAUAGGAAAUUGAGAGAAUUUUCACACGAUGUCAUGUGUUUGUGCACGGAAAGUGUGGUUUUACUUUGCCCUCAUUGUAAUGACUUUGCU
Asterias rubens (European starfish) is the source of this 2325-nucleotide messenger RNA. RefSeq names its product tripartite motif-containing protein 55-like. Gene Ontology annotation, cellular component: chromatin; nucleoplasm. The transcript has 2 exons. The record is from RefSeq and is a predicted model, not a curated record. Gene Ontology annotation, molecular function: zinc ion binding; ubiquitin-protein transferase activity. Gene Ontology annotation, biological process: positive regulation of DNA-templated transcription. Lineage: Eukaryota; Metazoa; Echinodermata; Asteroidea; Forcipulatida; Asteriidae. Bases 22 to 1938 code for a protein of 638 amino acids.